GUUUACGUGUUAGCGUUAGCAUGAAGAGUAACAGCACAACACCCGACCUUUGGACGACACAAUGUACAGAGCUCUCUGUAAAGAGGGUUGUUUGAAGGAGACACUGCAUAUUCUGCCUAUCUACAUCGCAAAAGAUGCGCUUUGGGACAGUAAGCUCAUCCAUUCUUUCAUUGCUGCGAGGGAAUUUUCGGUUGUUACAAGAAUCAUUUUUCAAAAUAAACUUAUCAAUAUGUACGCCACUUGCGGAAGCUUAGUGGACUCUCGUAAAGUUUUUGACCACAUGACAGAACGAGACACCUCGUCAUGGAAUGUGAUAAUCGCCGCUUUGCGAAAAUAUGGGUUUUCUGAAGAGACAUUGACAUUGUUUCACCAAAUGCAAAGGACAGGUUUACAACCUGAUCAAUUCACCUUUGCUAGCAUUCUCCCAGCUUGUGCCAAAAUGGGGACUUUGGAGGAGGGUAUGGAAAUACAUCAAAGCAUAACCAGAAGUGGGUUUUCCUCGGAUGUUAUAGUUGGGAAUGCCCUACUAGACAUGUAUGUAAAAUGUAGAAGCUUACAUAAGGCACACAAACUAUUUGACACAAUGCCUCAACGGAACGUGGUCUCGUGGACUGUGAUGAUUGUAGGACAUGCACAAAAUGGUCUUCUAGAUGAGGCUUUAAGCCUUUUCAAAGAAAUACCUCAACAAGAUGUUGUCUCAUGGACUGCGAUGAUUUCAGGGUACGCCCAAAAUGGGCUUGCUGAAAAAGCCUUGGAAAAUUAUAAGCAAAUGCAAUUGGCAGAUGUCAAGCCAAACUCGGCAACCUUUGUUAGCAUCCUCUCAGCUUGUGCCAAAAUGGGAGCUUUGGAACAAGGUAUGGACAUCCAUCGUAGCAUAAGGCAGAGUGGAUUAUCAUCGAAUGUUGAAGUUGGAAAUGCCCUGUUAGACAUGUAUGUAAAAUGUGGAAGCAUGCAGAGGGCAUACGAGUUGUUUGACACAAUGCCUCAACGAAAUGUUGUCUCAUGGACUGCUAUGAUUUCAGGAUGUGCUCAAAAUGGGCUAUUUGAAAUGGCUUUGGAAACUUUCAAGAAUAUGCAACUAGCAGGAGUAAAUCCAGACGCUGCAACCUUUGCGAGCGUUUUCCCAGCCUGUGCUAAAAUGGAAUAUUUGGAACAGGGUAUUGAAUUUCAUCAAAGGGUAAUGAAAUGUGGGUUUUUGUCGAAUGUUGUAGUUGGAAAUGCCCUCAUAAACAUGUACGCUAAAUGUGGAAGCAUACAGAAAGCCCGCAAAUUCUUUGACACAAUGUCUCAACAAGAUGUUGUUUCGUUUAAUGGAAUGAUUGCAGGAUAUGCACAAAAUGGGCACUUUGAAAAAGCUUUGGAGCUUUUCCGGCAAAUGCCACAAACAGGUGUCCAGCCUGAUAGGCUUACUUUUGUCAACAUUCUUCUAGCUUGUGGCAAGAUGGGAUAUUUGGAACUCGGUAUUGAUAUCCAUCAAAGCAUAAACAGAAGAGGGUAUUCGUCAGAUGUUGGUGUCGGGUAUGCCCUGAUAGAUAUGUACGCAAAAUGUAACAGCAUACAGAGGGCACGAGAACUGUUUGACACAAUGCCAGAACGAGAUGUUGUCUCAUGGACUACAAUGAUUGCAGGAUAUGCAAAAAAUGGUGUUCUUGAGGAGGCAUUACAGCUUUUGAAAGAAAUGCCUCAACAGGAUGCCAUUUCAUGGAAUGCAAUAAUUGCACGAUAUGCACAAGAUGGCCUUGUUGAGAAGGCAUUGGAGAUUUUUAAGCAAAUGAAAUUGGCAGGGGUUACGCCAAAUGCAGCAACCUUUGUCAGUAUCCUGUCAGCUUGUACCAAAACAGGGGCUUUGGAACAGGGCAUGGACAUCCAUAAAAGUAUAAGGAAAAUCGGACUUUGCUCAAAUGUUUUGGUUGGGAGUUCUCUGAUAGACAUGUAUGCUAAGUGUGGAAACAUACGAAAGGCACGUGAAUUGUUUGAUGCAAUGCCUCAACAAGAUGUGGUCUCAUGGACAGCUAUGAUUGCAGGAUAUGGAAUGCAUGGCUAUGGUGAGGAUGCCAUUGAACUUUUUGAACUAAUGAAGCUCUCUCGAACUUACCCUGACCAUGUUAGUUUUGUUUGUGUUCUAUUUGCAUGCAGCCAUAUAGGUCUAGUCAACAAGGGAUGUAAAUACUUCAAUGAGAUGAAUGACUCUUAUUGCAUUAUGCCUUCAGUAGAUCAUUAUAUCACAUAAGGACGUACGGCUAGGAGAAUUUGUGGCAACUCUCCUUUUUAAGUUGGAUCCUACAAAUACUGCACCUUAUGAUCUUCUGUCCAACAUUUAUGCAGAGGUGGGAAAGUGGGAUGACGUUCAAAAC
This is a messenger RNA of Cryptomeria japonica (Japanese cedar), 2354 nucleotides long. RefSeq names its product pentatricopeptide repeat-containing protein At3g02330, mitochondrial. Gene Ontology annotation, molecular function: protein binding; RNA binding. Gene Ontology annotation, biological process: RNA modification. Lineage: Eukaryota; Viridiplantae; Streptophyta; Pinopsida; Cupressales; Cupressaceae. Bases 62 to 2230 code for a protein of 722 amino acids. The record is from RefSeq and is a predicted model, not a curated record. The transcript has 2 exons.